This is a messenger RNA of Nerophis ophidion (straightnose pipefish), 3603 nucleotides long. RefSeq names its product SH3KBP1 binding protein 1 (gene shkbp1). Lineage: Eukaryota; Metazoa; Chordata; Actinopteri; Syngnathiformes; Syngnathidae. Gene Ontology annotation, molecular function: protein binding. Bases 137 to 2620 code for a protein of 827 amino acids. Gene Ontology annotation, biological process: protein homooligomerization. The transcript has 17 exons. The record is from RefSeq and is a predicted model, not a curated record.
UUCUCACCAUCCAGACGUCUCCGCCUUGCGACCGGAAGUGGAUCUGACAACAUCAGAAGCUGAAGCGCUGCCCAAACAUGGAUUAAAAGUACAGUUUUUGUUUCCCUGGGCGCCUGAGUGUCAAAGUGAGGACCCGAUGUCUAACACGGCGAGAAGCGGGGAUUUAAUCCACUUGAACGUGGGCGGGAAAAGGUUCAGCACCUCCCGACAGACGCUCACUUGGGUUCCUGACUCCUUUUUUUCCAGUCUUUUGAGCGGCCGGAUCUCCACUUUGAAGGAUGAAACUGGCGCAAUCUUCAUCGACAGGGAUCCCUCUCUGUUUGCGCCCAUCCUCAACUUCUUACGCACCAAAGAGCUCCACCCGCGCUCCGUCAGCGUGCACAUGCUCAUGCACGAGGCCGAGUUCUACGGGAUCACGCCACUCGUGCGUAAGCUGCAGCUGUGCGAUGAGUUGGACCGCUCUUCCUGCGGAAACGUCCUGUUCAACGGCUACCUGCCCCCGCCGGUGUACCCUGCCAAGCGCCGCAAUCGCCACAGCGUGGCGGGGUCACAGUUCACGACGGGUCGAGCCACGCCCGUAAAACGCAGCAACACAAUGCCCCCAAACUUGGGCAACACUGGGAUGCUGGCCAGAGGGGAGGACAGGGUGACUGGAGGUCCCUCAUCAGAUCCGGGCCUGGUUCGAAUCAUCUGUGGCCAUCAUAACUGGAUUGCGGCGGCGUACUCUCAGUUUGUGGUGUGUUACAGGGUGAAGGAGUCCACCGGGUGGCAGCAGGUCUUCACGUCUCCUCGCCUAGACUGGGUCAUCGACCGAGUGGCGCUCAACGCUAAGGUGAUGAGUGGCUCUCUGGGGGACAACGACAAGAUGGUGGCCGUCGCUUCGGGAACUGAAAUCAUCCUGUGGUCUAUCUGCGCGGACGGCAAUGGGAACGAGAUAGGCGUCUUCAGCCUCAACGUGCCGGUGGAGGCGCUCUUCUUCGUGGGUAACCAGCUGAUCGCCACCAGCCACAUCGGGAAGGUUGGCGUGUGGAAUGCCGUCACCAAACACUGGCAGAACCAGGAUGUGGUUCCCAUCAGCAGCUACGACACAGCGGGAUCCUUCCUCAUCCUGGGAUGCAAUAAUGGAUCCAUCUAUUACAUCGACGUCCAGAAGUUUCCUCUAAGGAUGAAGGACAACGACCUACUGGUGACAGAACUGUACCGCGACCCGACUAAGGACGCCAUCACUGCACUGAGCGUGUACCUCACCCCUAAAACCAGCGACAGCGGCAACUGGAUCGAAAUAGCUUACGGCACCAGCUCCGGCUCCGUUCGGGUCAUCGUGCAGCACCCGGAGACAGUGGGCUCCGGCCCUCAGCUGUUCCAGACAUUCUCGGUCCACCGGAGCCCCGUCACCAAGAUCAUGUUGUCCGAGAAACAUCUUAUCUCAGUGUGCGCAGACAACAACCACGUACGCACCUGGACCGUGACCCGCUUCAGAGGGAUGAUAUCAACCCAGCCGGGCUCCACACCACUCACCUCCUUCAAGGUCCUCAGCCUGGACGCCGACGACGCGCACGCAGGUUGCAGUGCCGGCACAGAGAUAGGACCGUACGGAGAGAGAGACGACCAGCAGGUGUUCAUCCAGAGAGUAGUACCAGACACUGACAAACUCUACGUUAGAUUGUCAUCCAACGGCAAAAGAGUGUGUGAAGUGCGCUCGGUGGAUGGCACCUCCAUCACGGCCUUUGUAGUCCACGAGUGCGAAGGAUCCAGCCGCAUCGGCUCACGGCAGCGCCGCUACCUGUUCAGCGGCCACGGCAACGGCAGUAUCCAGAUGUGGGACCUGACCACCGCCAUGGAGAUCGCCGGCAAAGUGGACAUCAGAGCACUGGGCGGGCCCACCGAGGAGGAGCUGCUGGAGCUUCUGGACCAGUGUGACCUGGCUCUGACCAGAACUCCUGACAGCACACCUCGAGCCUCCACAUGCAGUCUGCACUCACAGCUCAGUGACGGCGUCAGACCGGAGCGUCUUCACUCUGCAGGAAGAGGAGCCGCAGCGUUGGGUUCAUCAGGGUCGCUGUGCGGGAGUCUUCCUCGCCAAGCCUCGCUCGCCAGAUCCGCUCGUGACCCGCCCUCUUUCGCCUUUUCAGCGUACGGAUCGCAGUCCCUCUCCGGCAGUAGCCCUCGCCCCCAUCGCCACCCCGACCGAGACAGGGAAUGGGGGUCCGCUCGCAGGGGAAGCUUCGUGGAGCGUUGCCAAGAGCUCGCCAAGGGUUCCGAGGUAGCGGCGGCGGGAGUGGAGGGAAUGAGGCGGAGUUUGGCCGUUUGUAGCGAGUCAGAAGCCCACUUUGGUUUCAGGACGUCGACCGCCUUCUCCGUCUUGCCUGGUUCCCGCCCCUCCCCGCUGGGAUCGCCUCCCUCCAUGAUGCCGACGCCCUCGCCAUCGUUGCCGCAAUGUAGGCUCACGCCCACCUCCCCCACAAGCCCCGCCUCAGCAUCGUCAAGCCCGACGCGUUCUGAGACGGCCAGCUCCGCCCCUUCUCCGUCCGAGGCAACGACGUCGCCCGAAAGCCAGGACAGUCCGGCCGGCAGCACGGCCGCCAGCCCCAAACCUCAGAUGAACGAAACCAGCUUCUGACUUCCUGGCUGAGAGGGCUGUUGCCAUGGUUACCAACAUGUCGCCAAAGCUUCACUUCAAUGGUCGAGGAAAAAAAACGCCUCAAGACGAAUGAGAAUCUUUUCCUUGUUUUUACGGUUUGUAACGCUCGUCUUCCGACCCGCUCAGCCUUGGAAGUCGAUAACAAGCGCCAUGAUUGUGACAUUUGUAAAUAAGAGUCGUGUCAAAGUCGGCAUUUUUACGAGCGCGUGAAGCAGAAGACUUUCCUACAAAAAAAAACAAAGUACAAGAAGAUAUUUUAGUACAAAUUAAUGACUUUGAAAAAAGUGUGUAGCUUGGUUCAUUCAAGUCAACAGUGAGGACCAAUCAGUGAUCAAUAAGUCAUCCCUCCAGGAUCCCACCCACUUUGUGAAGAUUUGUCACGGACUAAAGGGCCUGAUUUUGCGACAGCUUUAAAAAAAAUAAGGCGGAACGUUUUAAAUUUUGUAAUUUUACAAAUUUCCAAGUGUGCUUUUCAAUUGAUGUAGUUAGGAAGACUUUCAUUGAUGUUGGGAGUCCUACCUCCACUUCACCACCAGGGAGCACUCCCAUUUCAGUGAGUCUUUCUCCUACCUGUAAGUGGGGAUGCAGGAACUAAUCGGAUUGGCCGAAUUGUGCGAGGAUUUGGCGUGAAAUUGUGAAAUCCUGGAGGGUGUGAAUUUGUGUUCAAACGCGUUAAUCAGCCGCUGACGUCGCACAAAACACGUGACAUCCGUGUUGGGGCACUGGUGCACCUUCUGGUUGGUGGAAGUAACUCAAGCUGGCUAAGCUCCGCCCACCAAGCGUCUUGGCAUCAGACAUGUCCGCUGUCUUCCUAACAGGCUUGCUUCUAAAGCAGGGGUGUCCGGGGUGCGGUCCGCAGCUGAUCUGUUUGACUCUAAAAAUUAUACCAAGAAAAAUGUGGAAUAAAAGAGAAAACGGGUGAAAUGUAAAAAUAAAAAGUUGCAAGAUUGACACUAAUAACA